CAAGACAAGACCGCUGCCGCCGAAUUUAAAGAGACAGUCGAUAGUUAUUUUAAAUACGAUAAACGGCAACCAUUGUCCCCUUUAGCUUAUUUCCCGACGCUUCUUGUCUCGGCUUGUUUUAAAUCGAUGGUGAUGUUUAAUCAAAGUCGCGGCGAGUAGCAGCUUGUCUGUCAUCACCCUCCACUCUGCUGGGUUUUCCGUCCUCUUUUCUGCUGCUGUGCCGAGACUGUCCAGCCAGGCAAAGUAGGGCUGCUUGCUUGCUGGCAGGCUGGCUUCCCGACCGAGAGGAAGGUUUGUCGGCUAGCCAACAACUGGAGGUACACCGAAGGCUUUCCCUCUCUCAAGUUGUGGUGUUUGGUAGUGGCUCCCUCCCCCGUGUCGCCGGGAUAAUGGCGAAGAUUCAGGCACACAGCACCGCGAAGCAAAUAAACCAAAUUCAAGACAAGCCUUACGUUAUAACACAAAAGCAAGUGCAGCAGCAGCACUUCCAGAAGCUGAAGGUGGAAGAUGCCUUGUCAUAUCUGGACCAAGUCAAGAUUCGUUUUGCAAACGAUCCUGGCAUAUACAACAAGUUUCUUGACAUCAUGAAAGAGUUCAAGUCACAGAGCAUUGACACACCGGGCGUGAUAAAUCGUGUGUCACAACUCUUCCAUGGACACCCGGACCUAGUUUUAGGCUUCAACGCCUUCCUACCACCGGGCUAUCGGAUAGAAGUCCCCAAAAAUGGAGUGGCUUUCCUCCAGUCUCCAUUCUCUACACAGGUUUCCCCCACUCAGCAGGGGAAGAGUGUCACCACCUCUGCAGUGACCGCCACCUCAGGUAGUGCCUCUGCCGCCAGCAUUGAAGCCGGACCUGCCCAGACCAGUGAAGUUAAGGCGGCCUCAGCAGAGUCCCUAUCUUCCCCAACUUCAGCAGGACCUCCAGAGCCUCCCAACAGACUUUCCCUUCCCUUGACGAGCAGAGAGAGCCAGAAUCAGGCAACCACCUCGUCUGUGUCCCCACCUGCUUCAGAGACGAGUCCCGUAGAGUUUGACAGUGCCAUUAGCUAUGUAAACAAGAUCAAAAACCGUUUUCUGGACCACCCAGAGAUUUACAGAGCCUUCUUAGAGAUUCUUCAUACAUAUCAGAAGGAGCAACUGGAGGUGAAGGAGAGCCGUGGCAGUCGAGGCAGCAGUGGGAUGACAGAAGACGAGGUGUUUUCUAAGGUUGCCAGUCUCUUCAAGGGACAAGAAGACCUGCUGGCUGAGUUUGGACAAUUCUUGCCAGACGCUAAGAGAUCACUGUUCACAGGGAGCUCGCUGACUGGAGGGAAAGAGCAGCUGAAAAGGCCGGAGGAAGAGGACACGAUAACCAAACAGAACAAAAAGAGGCCCAGACCCAUACUACUGCAGCACAUGUCUCCACUACUCAAGAAAAAAAUGAAGUAUUCGUGUACCAAAGAUCAGUCCUUUGCUUCAGUUGGCAAACAUGGAGUCUUACGGGAAUUCUCCUUCUUUGAUAAGGUUCGUCGCCUGUUUAAAAGCCAGGAAGUGUAUGAGAACUUCCUGCGCUGCAUCGCCUUGUUUAACCAGGAAGUAGUUUCGGGAGCUGAGCUGCUACAACUAGUCACUCCUUUCCUGGGGAAGUUUCCUGAACUGUACACACAGUUCAAGUCAUUUCUGGGGGACAAAGAGCUCUCUCAUGCUGUGUCAGGGCUGUCGGAUCGCUACAUGGAGGGGGGAGGGGGCAGGGAAGUGGAUUACGCCUCCUGCAAGCGCCUGGGGUCCAGCUACAGAGCACUGCCCAAGACCUACCAGCAGCCUAAAUGCAGCGGGCGCACAGCCCUAUGCAAGGAGGUGUUAAACGACACCUGGGUGUCAUUUCCCUCCUGGUCAGAGGACUCCACCUUCGUCAGUUCGAAGAAGACUCCUUAUGAGGAGCAGUUGCAUCGCUGCGAGGAUGAAAGAUUUGAGCUGGACGUCGUUCUAGAGACGAACUUGGCCACCAUCAGGGUGCUAGAGAGUGUCCAGAAGAAACUGACCCGCCUUUCACCAGAGGACCAGGACCGGUUCAGAUUAGACGACUGCCUGGGCGGCACCUCUGAGGUCAUCCAGCGUCGUGCUGUUUAUCGGAUCUAUGGUGACAAAGCCCCCGAGAUCAUUGAGGGACUGAAGAGGAGUCCCGCCACCGCUGUGCCUGUGGUGCUCAAGAGGUUGAAAGCCAAAGAAGAGGAGUGGAGAGAGGCCCAGCAGGGUUUCAAUAAGAUCUGGAGGGAGCAGUAUGAGAAGGCUUACCUGAAGUCCCUCGACCACCAAGGAGUCAACUUCAAACAGAAUGACAUGAAGGCCCUGCGGUCAAAGAGUCUUCUCAAUGAGAUUGAAAGCGUCUAUGAUGAGCGUCAGGAGCAGAGCACAGAAGAGGGCGGUGUUGGCCAGCAGGGUCGCAACGGUUCUGGCUCGGCCUCAUCCAGCGAGCCUCACAUGGUGUUCAGAUACGAGGACAAACAGAUCCUGGAGGACGCCGCCUCGCUCAUCAUCUACCACGUCAAGCGUCAGCCCACCAUCCACAAAGACGACAAGGACCACAUCAAGCGCAUUAUCCAGCACUUUGUCCCCGACCUGUUCUUCUCCCGCCGCGGCGAGCUCAGCGACACAGAAGACUGGACAGAUGAGGAGGCCGAGCCUGAAGAGGGAGGCGAGAGAGGAGGAAGUGGAGCGCCAGCAGCAGCAUCGGGAGGAGGAAACGGCAACGCUAACAAUGCAUCUGGAGCAGCAGCAGCCACAGGUAGUCAGUCUCUACCUCAACCUCCACAGUCACAGUCCCAGAGCCAGACCCAGUCCCAGUCCCAGUCCCAACCACAGCAGCAGCUGAAUGGUGAGUCCAGACGGAGGCGCUGCAGCCCAUCCCAACCUGCAGACACAGAGGCGUCCACCACAUCCAGUAGCACGAGCCAGCCCACAGCGACCAGCGGAUCCACGCCUGGAUCCACACCCAUGGAGACGAGCUCAGGUGUAACCGGGGAGAAGGUGGACCUGCGCGACCCUGAAGCAGAGCACCAGAAGGAGAUGGACGGCGUCUACAAUCUUUUCUUCGUCAACAACAACUGGUAUUUCUUCUUGCGGCUGCACCAGACUCUGUGCUCGAGGUUGCUGCGGGUUUACCGACAGGCAGAGCAGCAGCUGCUGGAGCACCGAGCAGAGCAGAGCAGAGAGAGGUUGCUUAUGGCGGAGGGAAGGAGGGAAAAAGCAUGUGACCUCGCCAUGGAGCUCCGCCUCAAACAGCCCAGUGAGGUGGAGUUGGAGGAGUACUACCCAGCCUUCCUGGAUAUGGUGCGCAGCCUGCUGGAUGGCAAUCUGGACUCAACACAGUACGAAGACACACUGAGAGAGAUGUUCACCAUUCACGCUUACAUUGGUUUCACCAUCGAUAAGGUCAUUCAUAACAUCAUUCGGCAGCUGCAGCACCUAGUGAGCGACGAGGUGUGUCUGCAGGUUGUUGAAGUUUACUUGGCUGAGAGGAAGAGAGGGGCAGCAGGGGGGAACCUCUCCUCGCAGUGCGUCAGAGCGGCCUGGGAGACGAGCUACCAGUGGAAAGCCGAGAGAGUCAUGGCUGAAGAGAACUGCUUCAAGGUGAUGUUUAUUCAGAACAAGGGUGAUGUGACAAUGACCAUCGAGCUGCUGGACACUGAGGAGGCUCAGGCUGACGACCCGUUAGACGUACAGUGUUUGUCCAGCUACAUGGAGCAGUUUGUAGGAACGGAGUCCAGUCUGUGUUCUCAAGCAGACGGGUACUUCUUCAAACCUGUAUUUCUGCCCAGGAACCUGCGUCGUUUCCGUCGCUGGCAGGUGCAGCAGGUGGAGGCGAUGCGCUGCAGGAGAGAGUGGCACCGCCAGCUGGGCGUGGAGAAUGCUGGGAGCCUGGACUGUCGCUUUAAACUCAACACGCACAAGAUGGUGUUUGUCAUGAACUCUGAGGACUACAUGUACCGCAGAGGGGCUCUGGUCAAGGCCAGAAAGUCGCAGCACAGAGUGGCGGUGAACCAGCACGAACGCUUCGACAAGUGGCACCAGGGCUGGCUGGCCAAUCACGUGACGGCCUCGGCUGAGCGCUCGGUGCAAAAUUGGCUAAUGGGCGAGGAGGAAGAGGACAUGAUCCCCUGCAAGACGACCUGCCUGUCGACUGAGGUGAAAGGUCAGACGGUCAACAGAUACCAAGUUCAUUACAGCGGUAGCAAAGCGCCCGCCUCUCCGUAGAAGCCCGCACAGAGACAGGACGUACAGGACGCACACACACAGGUAAAUGCAUGGACGUACAGGACAUUCAUACACUAAACACAGACAUACAGCUGCAGUCCACUUCUCCACCUUCCUCCACAACACUCAUUCACUUUCAGCCGUGGAUGAAGAAACUGGCAGAGACACAGUGCAGACUCUGGACUGUGAGUCAGUGAAUGAGUGCACAGUGAGAGGAGUGACGUCGUGGAGAACAAAAAACAAAAAAGGACCAAGACGGGCGGUGACGUAAUCAGCGAGCGUUAAACUCGGAAUGAGUCGGACACAACGGCACAAAACGGAGGUCAUCACCCUCAGCAUCCUCGUUCUAGCUUCUUCGGUGGCACUAAGAGCUGAUAAGACUGAUGGACGGAGACGGUUGAUCAGGCGACAAGUUUAUGAGAUCAUGGAAUUUGUUUCAGAAAUGUGAAUGUCUGUUUCUUUCUUUCUUUCUUUUUUUUUUUUUUUUAAAGUCAAGUGUAGUUUUUAGCUUCUAAAGCCAGAGAGCCUUCUGCUUGCUGGUUGAUUUAUAUGGAGAGAUAAUGGUAAACGUGUGUAUGUAUGUGUAUUCUGCUCUUUUCAUUUUGUCUGUUUGUAUGCCCAGUACAGGCUCCACAGCUCUAGUAAUUACAUUAUUACUGUAUGUGCAUAUAUACAACAGAGUUUUUAUAUAUGCAUCUACACGAGUCGAUUGAUACAUCUAAAGAUCACGUGGUUAUUUACAGUGUGUGCUGUCAGCCAACUCUUGAUGUUUGCAUUUUGGAGGUUUCUUUUUGUACUUUUUCCCUUUUUUUUGUUGUUGUAGCUAAACAAGUUAUCACCAGGGCAACAAGGAGUCCUUAAAAUGAAUUGGUUUAAUAUUGAUAAAGCAAAUUAUGUAUCAUAUUCAUGAUUUCACCAAAUGUUUACUUUGCAUCGUCUUUUUUUUUCCUUUUGCAUACUGACAUUGAAAAUGAAAGCAAAAUAUCAGUGUUAAAAUAGAAUGUAUAACAUUUAUCCUGUAUCAGUUAUC
Scomber scombrus (Atlantic mackerel) is the source of this 5262-nucleotide messenger RNA. RefSeq names its product SIN3 transcription regulator family member B (gene sin3b). Gene Ontology annotation, biological process: negative regulation of transcription by RNA polymerase II. Bases 390 to 4232 code for a protein of 1280 amino acids. Gene Ontology annotation, molecular function: transcription corepressor activity. NCBI's taxonomy places the organism in Eukaryota, Metazoa, Chordata, Actinopteri, Scombriformes, Scombridae. The transcript is spliced from 19 exons. The record is from RefSeq and is a predicted model, not a curated record. Gene Ontology annotation, cellular component: chromatin.